This is a messenger RNA of Prunus avium (sweet cherry), 2921 nucleotides long. RefSeq names its product FAD-dependent oxidoreductase family protein. NCBI's taxonomy places the organism in Eukaryota, Viridiplantae, Streptophyta, Magnoliopsida, Rosales, Rosaceae. Gene Ontology annotation, cellular component: cytoplasm. The record is from RefSeq and is a predicted model, not a curated record.
ACCACCAAAAGUGGUAUGUGUUUCGUAAUGAGAAAAUGGACAGAGAAAAAGGCCCCAAAAAUGGGGAAAGAAAAAUAAAAACCCCCCCAAAAAAAAAAAACAAAUGAAAAGAAAAGAGAAGGGGUAAGCUGCGCGCAGUAAUAGUUAUAGCAGGCAUAACGGAGGAAGUGGACACCAUUCGAAAUCCAGAGGAAGCCGAGUAUUAGAGGAAUUGGAGGAGGGAGGAUGGGUCAUGGUGUACACAGUACCAGAGGAACCACAUUACCAUUUUCUUGUUAUUCUUGUUCGGUUGGGUCCUCCGCGUCGGUUUCUCUGACUCAGCGGCAGCGUCCUCCGAGUCUUGGCCCGAGUUUUGUGAGGUACGCGGUGCUUGGUGCUGGCUUCGCCGGCCUCUCAGUUGCGUGGCACUUGUUAAAGCAGAGUCCGAAAGACUCGCGUAUACGCAUCGACAUUUACGAUGAAGUUGGAAUCGGAGGAGGUGCAUCGGGCGUUUCAGGAGGCCUUCUUCAUCCUUAUUCCCCUAAAGCCAAGCUUCUAUGGCGUGCUGCCGACUGCUGGAAUGAAUCUUUAAACCUUUUGAGCGUUGCCGAAGCAGCAGCAGCUUCUGCUGCUCAAAAUCCUAAUGAAGACGACCCAUUGCCAAUUGUUAGAAGAAGGGGCAUCUUGAGACCAGCCCUGCGCAUGAAGAACUUGAUGUUGUUGAAAGAUAAUGCCCAGAAUUGCCUUGCCAGUUGCAGAAUAGAAACCAUUGACAACGAUGCUGCCCAAAAUCUUCUACCCAGUAUAUGUGUACCUUUCAACACCUCAUUUUAUAUGCCUGAAGCUGUUAAUAUUCAUCCUCAACGCUAUUUACAGGCACUCUUCUUAGCAUGUCAAAAUUUGGUGAAGGAAAUAUAUUCUGAUGGCUUUGGAGUAAAAGAAUUACAUUUGCACAAGAGUUCUGUCCACAAACUCCUAGACCUAGAAGGGGAAUACCAGGCAGUAAUAGUAUGUCUAGGUGCGAAAGCAGACUUGCUUCCUGAGCUCUGUGGGAGACUUCCUUUGAGGACAUGCAGAGGUGUCGUUGCACAUCUUCAGCUUCCUGAUCAUUUAGGAGAGGAGUAUCCAAGUCUUGGCCCCUCGAUAUUGUCAGAUGCUUGGCUUGCUGUGCAAGGUCCUCGAAAUUUAUAUAUGGGCUCAACAUGGGAAUGGAAAUCAAGAAACUCAUCACCAAAUGUAUGUGCAGAUGAAGCCACGGAAGCCCUUAACGAGCUUCUGCCGAAGGCAUGUGCCAUUUUUCCUGCUCUAAAGGAUUGGAGCUUUGCUGGAGCCAGGGCUGGCCUGAGGGCAAUGCCACCACUCACUCCUCAUGGCUCACUUCCCCUUUUGGGUUGUGUCAAUGACAUUGUAGGCGAAAACCGAACCUCCAACUACUGGUUAUUUGGAGGGCUUGGUUCAAGGGGAUUGUUGUACCAUGGUUGGCUUGGGAAGUUGAUGGCACGAGCUGUGCUUUCAUGUAGUGAAGAAUUAAUCCCAGAUGAAUUAACCUCCUGGAAGAAAAGAAGACAAUAAUUAAUACGUAACUCUUUGUUCAUUUAUGUUAGCUCUUUGAGUUAAGGUUCCAGCUUUUUAUCAAUGCUGAACCUUUUCUUAACAAAAGGAAUGCCCUCCUCCUACAAGAAAAAUAAAAAAGGCAAAAUUCAUAUGCCGCAAAAUUGGGUGACUGUUUUUGUAUUUUGUAUAUUAUGUGUGUGAGUUUAAUAUAUUAUUGCCUCCCCUCAGUAGGAAAAGUUCUAAAAAGACCAAUACUGAAUUCCCCGAAACCCUAACGGAUAUAUAUUUUUCUUCUGUGGAUUCAUUUUUCCCCGAUCCGUUGGUAUUUUAGUCUGCUUUGCCUUUUAUCCUUAGAAACAAAGAGCAUGUUGUCCAGCUUGCACAUGGAAGGGUUGUCUCGUUCGGAGCAGCAGGGGUACACAGAAUAUAAAUUAUCUGUGUUCAUAUUGGUGUAAUCUUUUUAAAAACCAUAUCUCGGUGUGUUAUACCAAGUGAAAAUCCAACAAGGAUCAGGAGCAAUUAUGGGGGGAAGACCAGGAGGAUCAAUUCGAGGUCAGGGUCAAGACCCACCUCCAGUGCUUCAUCCUGUAACCAAGUUUUUGGAUAAGAAGAAUGAUGAGGAUCUCUGGAUCCGUAUUUGGUUGUAGGAGAUAACAUGUAUGCUCUAUCCUCCUUCAGGUUUGGGAUGGUUACAAAGGUCUCCUUCGAUUCUAGUACGUAUUCUACAAGCAAACCCUUGACACUAGAGGGUUUGAAAUACUAGGAAGAGUAUUAUACGUCAUAUAGAGAAUAUGCAUAUUGCACAGAGUGUAUGGUUCAUUUGGGAAACUUGGACUUUUGUCUUGUCCAGACUGCCGUUGACUACCAAUGUCGUGAUGAUCACCACUUUCCGAAUUGUUGAUGAAGGAGAAGGAAGCUGCAUCAUCAAGACCUUGCAUUCAACUGUUUAUAAUGUGGAGGUCAAGGGCGAGUCAGAAUUCUACAACGGUUUCAGCUUCUCUCUAGAUUGUGAGGAUAACGAACCUAAAGGAGGAGGAGAAGAAGAAGAAGAAGAAACAGUGUGCCAGCAGGGACUAGUGGAAAAGAGAUGCAAGGGGAAGCGCGGGACCAAAAAAAAGCCCACCAAGUCUAUUAAAUCCUUGGGCAUCUGUUUGAAGAGACGCUUCAUUUUGGGCAAACCCUCAAGUUGAAUUGAAUUGAAUUGGAAUUUGGCAAUCACACUCUUCAUGCUCUCUCUCGUGAAGUUGGGUUUGUUGUGACAUUAUUAGAUGAAAGACUCAGGAUUAGAGAAGUGGGUUUUUAACUCUUUUACUGCCUUGCCUGCCACUGUAUCCGAUUGAGAAAGAGUUUUCACCAGCUGCUUAAUUACUUUCUCCCAUCAUUCUGUA